AUGACAACCAGUACCCAUCAGUUUGAUUACAAUCGAAGAAAUUCUAAUACAGCACCUUAUUCUAUACCCAUAAAGCAGCAACAACUGCAGCAAACACAGCAACACUAUCCCCACUUCAGCAAUAACCAUCACCAAUACCUUUCAUAUCUGACAAAACAAACUUCCACGAUGCAACUGCAAUCAUAUCCAGAACAUUAUAAUACACAGUCAUAUCAUACAUUGCACAAUUCACAACUGGACUCGUCCUCAAAUGGUUAUCAUCAACAAUACACAUCAAUAAAUCAUCACGAAAAUCAGCCCUCCGUGCAACCUGUACACAAUUUUGGCGGAAAUACCCAACACCAACACCAACAGCUGUAUCAAUAUAAUAAUCCCCAACAGCAGCAGGUGGAAACCCAACAAAUCCAGCCACACUCCCAAAAUCCCCAACAGGAAGCUCAAGAAAAGCACCCACAACAACAUUAUCCUGAAGAUCUGUCAGCUAUAGCGUCCCCGCCACUUAAUGGACAAACAUUACCCAAGCUUUCACGAGAAUUUGUUGUGCGUCGAAUCAGUGAAGGAGAAACGGGUCGAGUUAAAGAAGAAUUAAGAUGUGAAGCAUGUGGUAAAGGAUACAAACAUAUCUCAUCGCUAGCCAAACAUUUAUGGGAACAUACACCUGAAUGGAACGUUACUAAAAAAUUGUUAAUUUCAAAGCAUCAACAAGUACAAUUAUUAGAAGCGGCUAGUAUAUUGGUAGGAAUGAAUCAUGAUAUGAAUGGGAAUGCCAAUGGCGAUGGUCGAGGUCUUAAAGGAAUAAGAAGUACAAGUGUUCAUGGAGGUCCACCAGCUUCUUUAAAACUUCUUCAUAGAAGAGGUACAUCUGACCAAUUGGCCAACUUGCCGUCGCCAUUCUCACCAACUAGUGAACAUGACAACAAUAGUAAUAACUUUGAAAAUGGGACGACCACGACUUUAUCAGCAAAUGGUAGUGAUACAAUUAAACUACAGCAAGCACAAUUACCAUCAGGGUCAGCAAUACAUUCAGAUUCAGACAAUCAUAGUGAAGUAGACUUGGAUGAAAAUGGAAAAACCAGCACAACACACAACAACAACAAUACUUUCAUUCAUCAAUACCAAAAACCUGAUUCUUAUAACAACCAAAAUGGUUCAAGUGAGUAUCAAUUCAAUCCUCAUCAACCAUAUUCCAUUGUAUCUCAAUAUGCUUCACGAAAUGAUAUCAAACAGCCAACACCAAUUUCUCCAGCUGUACAUCCUCAACCAUCGUCAUCAUCACCAUCAUCGACGUCAGCUUCAUCGCCUCCUGCUCCGCCAAGAACAUUGAAUGGAAAUAGUAGGAAUCAUUACUUUAUAACUAAUCAGUGA
Lodderomyces orthopsilosis Co 90-125 is the source of this 1365-nucleotide messenger RNA. RefSeq lists its product as uncharacterized. The coding region runs from base 1 to 1365 and encodes 454 amino acids. The record is from RefSeq and is a predicted model, not a curated record. The transcript has a single exon. NCBI's taxonomy places the organism in Eukaryota, Fungi, Ascomycota, Pichiomycetes, Serinales, Debaryomycetaceae.